CACCACCACCACCACUUUCUUCUUCUCCUUCUUCUCCCACCUAAAACCUCUCUCAAUCAUUCUCUCUCCAAAUCCCUAAAACCCAAAAAACACCACAACAGAUCCAAAUUUAUAUAUAUACAACCUAAACCCUGAAGUCGCAUGACCUUACGAAGCUUAAUCCUUGAGAUGCGCUCGAGGUCGCAUCGUGUGGUCCACGACCUUGCCUCCGCGGCCAACUCAACUCCCGCCUCAUCUGAAUCUAAUCGCUGGUCUGAUAUCCCUGAGGAGCUUCUCAGAGAGAUUCUCAUCAGGGUCGAAGCUGCUGACGGUGGAAGUUGGCCGUCGCGACGCAGCGUGGUGGCUUGUGCUGGAGUCUGCCGUGGAUGGCGGAUGCUUAUGAAUGAAACUGUCUCUGUCCCUGAGAUCUCAUCUAAAUUGACUUUCCCCAUCUCUCUCAAGCAGCCUGGUCCAAGGGAGUCUCUGGUUCAGUGCUUCAUCAAACGUAACCGAGCUACCCAAUCAUAUCAUUUGUAUCUUGGAUUAACCAACUCAUUAACUGAUGAGGGGAAGUUUCUUCUAGCUGCGAGUAAGGUGAAGCACACGACUUGCACUGAUUAUAUUAUUUCUUUGCGUUCUGAUGAUAUGUCAAGGAGAAGCCAAGCUUAUGUUGGCAAAGUCAGAUCAAACUUCCUAGGAACAAAAUUCACAGUUUUUGACGGAAAUUUACUUCCCUCAUCAACGUCAACGGGACCCGCGAGGCUGAGAAAGAAUCGAUCUUAUAAUCUCGCAAAAGCUUCAGUUAAAGUUCCCCUUGGAAGCUACCCUGUCUCUCAUAUAACAUACGAGUUGAAUGUCUUAGGCUCCAGGGGACCAAGAAAGAUGCAAUGCGUAAUGGAUACAAUACCUACAAGUGCAAUGGAGCCUCGAGGAGUAUCUUCAGAGCCAUCAGAGUUUCCUUUCCUCGGUGGUACUACUCGGUCAACUUUCUCCAGGUCUCAAUCAAAACCAUCACGUAGCGGCUCAAGCCACCUGAGAGAGACACCAUUAGUGCUGAGCAACAAGACACCGCGGUGGCAUGAGCAGCUACGUUGCUGGUGCUUGAACUUCCAUGGCCGCGUCACAGUGGCUUCAGUUAAGAACUUUCAGCUGGUUGCAGCAGCAGCAGCAGCAGCAGCUAGCAGUGGUGGUGAGGGAUUGUCACCGGAGAGGCAGAACGAGCGGAUAAUACUGCAGUUUGGGAAAGUUGGGAAAGAUAUGUUCACUAUGGACUAUGGAUACCCAAUCUCAGCUUUCCAGGCUUUUGCCAUUUGCUUGAGCAGCUUUGAGACUAGAAUCGCCUGUGAAUAAUUUAUCAAGCCAUCCUUGUGGUUUCUUUUGUAAGAGUAUCUUCUUGUUUUUUUUUUUUUUUACUGUAAGAGUAAAAGUAUCUGCUACCAUUCUGUAAAUUGUGAAAACAUGGUCUGUUCACUGUUGUAUUUGAUAAUGUUGAUUUUGUUAAUUUAAGAUGCAUUAAAGUACUAAAU
Eruca vesicaria subsp. sativa (arugula) is the source of this 1505-nucleotide messenger RNA. Lineage: Eukaryota; Viridiplantae; Streptophyta; Magnoliopsida; Brassicales; Brassicaceae. The record is from the annotation of a GenBank genome assembly.